Ectocarpus sp. CCAP 1310/34 is the source of this 831-nucleotide messenger RNA. Lineage: Eukaryota; Phaeophyceae; Ectocarpales; Ectocarpaceae. The record is from the annotation of a GenBank genome assembly.
AUGAGCUCUGCUGGAGACAAAGAGCGCGCUGCUGCGAGCGGAGAACAGAUCCGCCCGCCGGUAAAGGAAGGCCGCGACGCGGAGCUUGCAAGUUUGCAACGGCAGAUUUCGCAAUUGGCGGCCCUGGUGGAGGAGUCGGUGAAGAAGAAGGAGCCUGGCAGCGUCGUGGCGGAGACAGCCACCGGAGUGGACCCGGGCAUUGGACCGGACUACGGGGAAGCGACGGGGUUAAGCCUUCCUGCGAAGUUCUUGUUGGAGACAGCAACGGCGCCGGAUAGGGCCGAGAUCGUCAGGAUCGUGAGCACGGUGCACGCGAGCCUCCCGGAGGGGAGGAAGGCCUCGACCAGCCAGCGUAGGGCGGAGCAUGCUCUCCUCGCGAGCGACGGUAGCGGCGGGGGAGGAGCCCCGGGCCGCGGCAACAGCGGCCGCCGCAAGGGUCGCGGCGGCGGCGGCGGCAACCAGAAGGGGAGAGGGGGUGGCGCGAAGGCUGGUGGCGGCGGCGGAGGCGGUGACGACGAUACGGGUAGCAUGCGCGGUCGCUGUUUCCGGUGCGGUAAGAAGGGCCACCAGGUGGCCAACUGCCCCGAGAGCAAGCCCGUGCGAUGUGAGACAUGCAAGGGUGGCGGGCACGACAAGAGCAAGUGCCCGACCGAAGAGGCGGUGCUCGUGGUGGAAGUGCCGGCGGGGGGAGCGUCUGCGGACGCCACAGCACUGGACGUGGCCGAAGAAGCGCUGGUUGUCGGUGACAUCUCAGGCGAGUGUCACAAAGUCGUUGGUCGAGGGGGUGUAGAGCAGGCUAGGCGGGGUANNCUGUCUCUUAUACACAUCUAG